This is a messenger RNA of Pimephales promelas (fathead minnow), 1513 nucleotides long. NCBI's taxonomy places the organism in Eukaryota, Metazoa, Chordata, Actinopteri, Cypriniformes, Leuciscidae. The record is from RefSeq and is a predicted model, not a curated record.
AUGAGAACUAUGGGAAUGAAUGAACCUGAAAUAGUGUGCAAGUCACCUGUUUCUGGGUUAUAAGUUUCCAUGACAACAAACAGGUAAAUGACUCACAAUGGAGAAUAAACACGGUUAAAUGGCCAGCUUUUAAUAGUCAGUAUAUAUUGGGGGAUAAAAACACAGAGAUGUUUGGACAGCAAAAAAAGAGUUAACUCUACUGACGUAAACAUAAUCUUUUAGCAGAAAGGCUCGUGCCGUUUGACCCGUACGCGUGUGUGAUGCUUUGAUCGAGGUGUGAUUCCCACACACAUCGGUUCUGGAUGAGAGAGAGAGAGCAAAGCAUUACAUCACCUCCCUUCCGGACUGGAACGAUACGGUUAAUUAUUUAGGCGACUCAGCGUGCACGGAGACUAAAAGAACCGGGUAUUUAAAAGGGCCUUACACAAAAAUGUCCGGGUUUAACGGGAGCACGGGCUUUCGCUGACAGGAUAAAGAGAAGAAAAGGCGGCGCGCGUGACUGCCUCGCGCCCAUUGUGUCGAGGAUGUGAGGCAGCGCGAAAUGCCAUGGCAGAUAACGGGUCGGAGCCGCCUGCUCUCCCGACACCAAAGGCGUUUCCCUACGAGGAAUACGAGUGCAAAAUCUGCUACAACUAUUUCGACCUCGACCGUCGCGCGCCCAAGAUCUUGGAGUGCCUGCACACGUUCUGCGAGGAGUGUCUGCACGCGCUGCAACUGUGCGAGGAGCGGCCGUGGCGCAUCAGCUGCCCCGUGUGCCGACACCGCACGUCCGUUCCCGAAUACCGGAUCCAGAACCUGCCCAACAACACCAAGGUCACAGAGGACUUCCCUCUGUACAUCGACUCGGACCCUGUGCCUCAAGAUGCCCUUCCGCCGCACCCGCCUCCGAUGCACCCGGCGCUCGUGGCGCUCAGACGCGAGGAGGACGCGUCCAUUCUUGCGUCCACCACGACGGUGUCCACCGCGACCACGCUGUCCCAGGACUCGGUCUCGCGCUACGAGAGCUGCCGCAACUGCAGACGCCUCGCGCUGACCACCGGGUGCGUGUGCGUCAUCUUCUCCUUGCUCUCCAUGCUCGUGCUGCUCUUCAUGGGCCUCAUAUUCGUGCACAGCCACGGCGGGCCGCCAUCGCCCGCGGGACCCCUGUGUCUGUCGAUCGCGAGCAUCCUCGCCAUGGUGUCUGCGAUGGUAACGUGGCUCCUCUAUUGGCUGAAAGACAGACCGGAGCACGAGACGGGCCGCUCCUCUGCCUCCACUAAUGCCAGCCGGAGAAACGCGUGACAGAACAUCUGCAUCAGCGCUAAUUGCUUAAUAGGCAACCUCUUUUUAUGUUACUCUCUUUUAUAAUAGCUAGCAGGCAUGUAUAACGACAUUUUUCUUUAGUCAAAUCAACUUAGAUAAUUUGUGAUUCGGAUAACUUAAUAUUUUGAGUUUAUGUUGAUUAAGUCAAACUCCUUUAUUGUACACUGUAAAAAAAAAUAUUUUCAAGAUUUGUUAUCACAAUCAAUCUCCA